Siniperca chuatsi (mandarin fish) is the source of this 3556-nucleotide messenger RNA. RefSeq names its product keratin-associated protein 16-1-like. The transcript has 2 exons. NCBI's taxonomy places the organism in Eukaryota, Metazoa, Chordata, Actinopteri, Centrarchiformes, Sinipercidae. The record is from RefSeq and is a predicted model, not a curated record. The coding region runs from base 1312 to 2619 and encodes 435 amino acids.
AUCAUCAUGUUUUUAAGUUUUCUUCAGUAUCACAGUAAUCCAGUGAUAGCUGUCUGUGAAUAAACUUGUUUGUAUUGUAUUAUAUUGUAAAGUAUCACAGGAAUUGUAGUUCCAAAACUUAGAGCAUGAUUAUCCCAGAAGUAAGACAAAGAACAAUAAUAGAAGUAACAAUAAACCUUUUUCCUGUUGCACUAUGAAUAGUCUUUUGACAUGGCUAAGGCUCCAAAUGUCCUAUCCCUCAGUUUUGUCUGAGGGUGGGCCCACAGCCUUUGAAAGCUCUGAUCUAAAGGGUUCAUGCCUAUCUUCUUGUAGAUCUGGUCAGUAGUUGUGUUAGACAGACAGUCAUCUGGCAAACAUCACAAAAACAAUUCACAGUUGUGGUCAGAAAGAUGACGUAGGCAAAUAAAGGAAUGACAUGUAGCUGAUAGAGAGGUAGAGCGAGGCCGACAGAGAAUAAGAGAGAGAGAGGUGGAGAGGCAGAAGUGGGCAGGUAGCCCAGCAGAAAGGCCAUCUGCUGCCUCACCCUGCAGCCACUGUGUGAGCAGUAAACAGAUGGACACUGUGGACAUCCUGUACUGAGGAAAAAAGAAACUGAACUACAGAAAAGGUACCAAUAGAUAAUAAAAAAAGAAAAUCAUCAAAGAGAAGGAAAAAUAAAAACCAAACCCCUGAGAUGGACACAUGUUUCAUGUGAUUUUGAUGUGUAUCUUUUAAUUUGUGUUGUUUAUUUAGUUUAAUCUGUUGUGGCUUUUAAUUUCAUAUUUUGCCUUGUUAUAUCUUGUCUCAUCGUGUCGUGUUAUGUUGUGUUGUCUCAUGUUAUGUCAUGUUGUGUUAUAUCUUGAGAUAUAAUGUGACAUAACAUAAGAUGUUGUGUCGUAUUAUAUCUUGAGUCGUGUUAUAUCUUGUCUCGACUUGUCCGGUCAUAUCGUCUCGUCUUGUCAUGUUAUGUUGUGUUUUAUCUUGUGUCGUGUUAUAUCUCGUCUCCACUUGUCAUGUCGUGUUCUAUCUUGACUUGUCAUGUUAUGUUAUGUCGUGUUAUAUCUUGUCUCUACUUGUCAUGUUAUGUCAUGUUGUGUUAUAUCAUGUCUUGUAAUGUUAUGUUAUGUCGUAUGAUAUCUUGUGUCAUGUUUUAUCUUGUCAUUUUUUGUCAUGUUAUAUCUUGUCUCAUCUUGUCAUGUCAUGUUGUGUUUUAUCUUGUCUUGUCAUGUUUUGUUGUGUCGUGUUAUAUCUCGUCUUGACUUGUCAUGUUGUUUUAUCUUGUCUUGUCUUGUGUCAUGACGGGUUGUAUCUUGUGGCGUGUUAUAUCUUCUCAUGUCAUGUUGUGUUUUAUUUUGUCUUGUCAUGUUAUGUUAUGUCGUGUUAUAUCUUGUAUCGUGUUGUAUCUUGUCUCGUCUUGUCAUGUUAUGUCAUGUUAUAGCUUGUCUUGUCAUGUUAUGCUAUGUCGUAUUAUAUCUUGUGUCGUCUUAUAUCUUGUCUCAACUUGUCAUGUUUUGUUGUAUUAUAUCUUGUCUAGUCAUAUCUCGUAUAUCAUGUUGUGUUUUAUUUUGUCUUGUCAUGUUAUGUCGUGUUAUAGCUUGUGUCGUGUUAUAUCUUGUCUUGUCAUGUUAUGUCGUGUCUUAUCUUGUCUCGACUUGUUAUGUUGUGUUAUAUCUUGUCUCGACUUGUCAUGUUAUGUCAUGUUGUGUUUUAUCUUGUCUUGUCACGUUUUGUCGUGUUAUAUCUUGUGUUGUGUUAUCUUGCCUCGUCAUGUCGUGUUAUAUAUUGUCUCGUCAUGUCGUGUUAUAUCAUGUUGUGUUAUAUCAUGUCUUAUGUUAUGUCGUGUUAUAUCUUGUGUCAUGUUACAUUUUGUCUCGCCGUGUCAUGUUAUGUCAUGGGUUAUAUCUUGUCUCGUUUUGUCAUGUUAUGUUAUGUCGUGUUAUAUCUUGUUGUGUUGUGUUAUAUCUUGUCAGGACUUAUCAAGCUAUUUUAAGUUAUAUCUUGUCUUGCGAUGUGUUAUAUCUUGUGUCGACUUGUCAAGUUAUGUCGUGUUGUGUUAUAUCUUGUCUCGACUUGUCAUGUUAUGUCAUGUCAUAUCUUGUCUUGUCAUGUAAUGUUCUGUCGUAUUAUAUCUUGUCUUGUCUUGCCAUAUUGUGUCAUAUAUGUCAUGUCUUUUCAUGCCGUGUCGUCAUGUUUUGUUGUCUUUUUAUGUUGUGUCAUGUCUUCUCAUGUUGUGUCUUAUCUUGUCUCGACUUGUCAUGUUAUGUAGUGUUAUAUCUUGUCUCGUCUUGUCAUGUCGUGUUGUAUCAUGUUGUAUUAUAUCUUGUCUCGUCAUGUUAUGUUAUGUCGUGUUAUAUCUUGUGUCAUGUUAUGUCGUGUUAUAUCUUGUCAUGUUAUAUUUUGUCUCGACUUGUCAUGUCGUGUCAUAUAUGUCAUGUCUUUUCAUGCCGUGUCUUCAUGUUUUGUUGUCUUUUUAUGUUGCGUCAUGUCUUUUUUAUCUCGUGUCACAUCUUUUCAUGUUUUGUUUUAUCUUUUUGUUGUGUCAUGUCUUUUCAUGGUGUGUCUUUGCAUGCCGUGUCAUGUCGUGUUAUGUCUUUUCAUAACAUGUCAUGUUAUUUCAUGCCCUGUCUUUUAUCUUUUUAAUGUUAUGUCUUGUCAUGAAGUGUCAUAUUUUAUUCUAUUAUGUGAUUCUGUGUCAUGUAAUAAAUUGUCAUGUCUUUUUUGUGGUGUUGUGUGACAUCUAUCAUUUAGUUUUGUAUAAUUUCUUUUGGUGUCGUUUGGUGCCAUGCCUUGUGUUGUUUUGUGUUUCAUCAUGUCUUUUUGUGUCAUUUCAUGUUAUUUAAUUCCAUUUCAAUUUAAUGUCAUGUCUUCUCAUUUUGUGGCAUUUCAUAUCUUGUUGUGUCAUGUUGUGUGUGUCACUUCAUGUGAUGGCUUGUCAUUUCAUGUCAUGUUGUUUCAUAUUGCGUUGUAUUGUGUUUGCGUUGUCGUACUACACUCACUGCUGCCUUGAAGAACAUUCACAGCUUGUAAACGAGGAGACAUUUAGUGAACAUUAGAUUGAUCUGUUAGCUGCUUCUCAGACUGGGUGGAGAUGGUCACGCACACACGCACACACACACACACACACACACACACACACACACACGCACACACACACACACACACACUCAGAUCUAAUGAGACAAACACAUUGACAACAAAGCACAGCUCAUUCCCAGAAGACUGAAGCUCCAACAGGAAAAUGCCCUGUCAGACCGAAAGAGCCAGAGAUGGGAGGAAGAUGUUUGGCAGAAGAAAAGACAUGAAAAGAUGGUGGAUGAAAAAGUGAUGAUAGAGAUGCACAGACAGAGAAGAGAGAGAGAAAGAUAGAAGGGGAAAAACGAUGACAAACAGCCAGAGAUCGGGAGGGAGGAGAGAGACGAGCUGAAAUAUCAGGCAGCCGGUUAGCGAGGACCGCAACUCCCAGGGUUCCACGGGGCUUUGCUCCAGGCCAGGCGACAGUCAGGCCCGUGGCUGGAGGAUUAUGGGCGCUGUAGUUUUCUCUUACAGGACUCAGACUCGUCUCUGAACGCUGACGGCU